CCCCUCCCCGUAUCUCCUCCAAGAUGGCGAGCGGCGGCAGCGGAGGGGUGUCGGUCCCUGCGCUCUGGGGGGAAGUGAACCGGUACGGCCAGAACGGCGACUUCACGCGCGCCCUCAAGACCGUCAAUAAGAUACUGCAGAUCAACAAAGAUGAUGUAACUGCCCUCCACUGUAAAGUGGUUUGCCUUAUUCAAAAUGGAAGUUUCAAGGAAGCCUUGAAUGUCAUCAAUACUCACACCAAAGUGUUAGCCAAUAACUCACUUUCCUUUGAGAAGGCCUAUUGUGAGUAUAGGCUGAACAGAAUUGAGAAUGCCUUGAAGACCAUAGAGAGUGCCAGCCAGCAGACAGACAAACUAAAGGAGCUUUAUGGACAAGUGUUAUACCGAUUAGAGCGCUAUGAUGAAUGCUUAGCUGUGUACAGAGAUCUUGUUCGAAACUCCCAAGAUGAUUAUGAUGAGGAGAGAAAAACAAACCUUUCAGCUGUUGUUGCAGCUCAAAGCAAUUGGGAAAAAGUGGUUCCAGAGAACUUGGGUCUCCAAGAAGGGACGCAUGAACUAUGCUACAAUACGGCAUGUGCACUCAUAGGACAAGGCCAGCUGAACCAGGCGAUGAAAAUCCUACAAAAAGCUGAAGAUCUUUGUCGCCGUUCAUUAUCAGAAGACUCUGAUGGGACUGAAGAUGACCCGCAGGCAGAACUUGCCAUCAUUCACGGGCAGAUGGCCUACAUUUUGCAGCUUCAGGGUCGCACUGAGGAGGCUUUGCAACUGUACAAUCAGAUAAUAAAGCUGAAGCCAACUGAUGUAGGAUUGCUGGCUGUGAUUGCAAAUAACAUCAUUACCAUUAACAAGGACCAAAAUGUCUUUGACUCAAAGAAGAAGGUGAAAUUAACAAAUGCAGAAGGAGUAGAGUACAAGCUUUCCAAGAAACAGCUACAGGCUAUAGAAUUUAACAAAGCCUUACUUGCUAUGUAUACAAACCAGGCGGAUCAGUGCCGAAAAAUAUCUGGCAGUUUACAGUCCCAAAGCCCUGAGCACCUCCUGCCUGUUUUAAUCCAAGCUGCCCAGCUCUGCCGUGAAAAGCAGCAUGCAAAAGCAAUAGAGCUGCUACAGGAAUUUUCAGAUCAGCACCCAGAAAAUGCUGCUGAAAUUAAGCUAACCAUGGCACAGCUGAAAAUUUCCCAAGGUAAUAUUUCCAAAGCAUGUCUAAUACUAAGAAGCAUAGAAGAGUUAAAGCAUAAACCAGGCAUGGUAUCUGCGUUAGUAACCAUGUACAGCCACGAGGAAGAUAUUGAUAGUGCCAUUGAAGUCUUCACACAAGCUAUCCAGUGGUAUCAAAACCAUCAGCCCAAAUCUCCUGCUCAUUUGUCUUUGAUAAGAGAAGCUGCAAACUUCAAACUCAAAUAUGGGCGGAAGAAGGAGGCCAUUAGUGAUCUUGAACAGCUGUGGAAACAAAAUCCAAAAGAUAUUCACACGUUGGCACAGCUUAUCUCUGCUUACUCACUUGUGGAUCCUGAGAAAGCAAAAGCUCUUAGUAAACAUUUGCCGUCAUCAGACAGUAUGUCUCUGAAAGUAGAUGUUGAGGCGCUUGAAAAUUCUCCUGGUGCUACAUAUAUUCGGAAGAAGGGUGGAAAAGUUGCCGGAGAUAGUCAACCAAAGGAGCAAGGGCAGGGAGAGUUGAAGAAGAAAAAGAAGAAAAAGAAAGGAAAACUGCCUAAGAACUAUGACCCCAAGGUAACACCAGAUCCAGAAAGGUGGUUGCCAAUGCGAGAACGUUCUUACUACCGAGGAAGGAAGAAGGGUAAAAAGAAGGAUCAGAUUGGAAAGGGGACGCAGGGAGCCACUGCAGGAGCUUCAUCUGAACUGGAUGCCAGUAAAACCGUGAGCAGCCCCCCCACCUCCCCGAGACCUGGCAAUACAGCGGCGCCAUCUGCAUCUACAAGUAACAUCAUCCCCCCAAGACACCAGAAACCUGCAGGCGCUCCAGCAACAAAAAAGAAACAGCAGCAGAAAAAGAAGAAAGGUGGAAAAGGUGGUUGGUGAUUAGAACAUUCUUCUUGCAGGCUGUUUUUAAACUACUCAGUGACACUAGGAACAUAAUAAAGGUAACCCAUCAAGAAGCACGGAGCUGCUCCUUCCUCUCAUCUCCACAUUUUCAUUUGACUAUUUUCUGUGUAUCAAAAGAAAGAAAACAUUUGGCCUAUUUGUACCUAGCUUUGCACAGAUCCCCCGGGAUUCAAAAUAAUUGACCUUUAUCCACCUUGGUAUUUGGUGUGUCCUUUCUCUGUGUGCUGAUCUUUUGUUUCAUUGUUCCAGUUUUACAAGCAGUCAUGUUAGCAAAGGUUUCCAUGGACUUAAAUAGAAACUACUACUCUUUUAACUAGAGUCUGAAGAUAGUUGUUCUGUCAAGUCCCACUUGAUAAAAUUAUGUUUUAGGAAGCAUUAAGGAGACUCAAAAUGAAUCUUCGGAGCAUUCCAUUAUCUGCUUAGAAAUUAUUAUAUGAUAACAAGGGACCUUAUUAAUACACAGUAUUCUUUAUUUUGAGUGGUCAUUUAUGUUAGAAAAACUAAAUGUUUCAUUUUAGCCACAAAUUUUCUCAUGUGAUACUAGAGUUUGAAUUUUUACACAUGUGCAUUAUAUAUGUAUAUAUAAACCCAUUGUUGUGCAUGUGCACACACACAAUUGAAGUCUCCUUUUAUACCCACAUCUGAUCUAUAUCUUUUUCAAAUUUAUGAGAACAUGCUAGAGAAUCAAAGAAUGCAAAAUCUAUCGAUGUUGCAGAUUGACUCUUAGACCCAGAGUUCUGAGAGUAGAUUUAGGAAAGAUUUGAUGGCCCCUUUAAGAACAAGAACAUUUACUUCCUAUCAGAGAAAAUUAAUUUUAGAUCAUUCAGAAGCAGACAGUAUUAAAACUUAACAAAGCUGUUGAUUGAUUGGGCCACACUCGGUGCUGCUCAGGUGUUACCCCUGGUUCUGCACUCAGGAAUUACUCCUGGCAGUGUUCAGGGGAACCAUAUGGGUUGCUGAGAAUCGAACCUGGGUCAGCCACAUGCAAAGCAAGCACUCUACCCUCUGUGUUAUCUCUCAACCCCUGACAGAGCUGUUUGGCCCCGUUAAUAGAUACUCAUUCUAGUUAGGGGUUUUGGUAGGAUCAUUACCUUCCCAGAGGGAUGAAGUAUUGUGCAGUCCAGUCUGUGGUAUCUGUGCCAUCUGGUCUCUCCCUGCUAACUUGCCACCUUCCCACUGAACAGCAUGUGACAGACAUUACGAGGUCAGCCCUGUUAGUAUUCACUGUCUGCUGCCCAAGAUAGCAUUGCGUUUAGAGUUGAGUAUCUCCUUGUGAUCCUAUUACUUCAUCCUUGUUAAUAAAGUGCUGCUGUGUUUGA
This is a messenger RNA of Sorex fumeus (smoky shrew), 3382 nucleotides long. RefSeq names its product signal recognition particle 72 (gene SRP72). Gene Ontology annotation, molecular function: 7S RNA binding; ribosome binding; protein binding. Gene Ontology annotation, cellular component: signal recognition particle, endoplasmic reticulum targeting. Gene Ontology annotation, biological process: SRP-dependent cotranslational protein targeting to membrane. The coding region runs from base 24 to 2039 and encodes 671 amino acids. The record is from RefSeq and is a predicted model, not a curated record. The transcript has 19 exons. Lineage: Eukaryota; Metazoa; Chordata; Mammalia; Eulipotyphla; Soricidae.